AAUGUCUUAGAUACUUUAGGAUUAAUUUAAUAUUCCUCAAGAUUUAGAAAUCUAUUAGGAUUAAUAUCCUGAAAAUAUAUUUGAUGAAUCAUUUGGAAUUUGGCCAUUCAAUAUGGCUGUUUUUAAGGAAUGUAAAUUUAUUUGGAGAGGAGUCUUAAAUUUAGACGGAUUAAAAGAGAAAUAUCAUUCAAAAUAAUUGGAAUAACAUUUAUAAAAUCUUAAAUAUUGA
Paramecium sonneborni is the source of this 229-nucleotide messenger RNA. Lineage: Eukaryota; Ciliophora; Oligohymenophorea; Peniculida; Parameciidae. The record is from the annotation of a GenBank genome assembly.